Dujonia railenensis is the source of this 3930-nucleotide messenger RNA. The record is from the annotation of a GenBank genome assembly. NCBI's taxonomy places the organism in Eukaryota, Fungi, Ascomycota, Pichiomycetes, Serinales, Debaryomycetaceae.
AUGGUUGGAUUCUUCUCAAGGAGAAGGCAGGGAUUCAAUCGCUACUCGGAGGAAUUGAACCGCUACCAACAGAACAGUGUCGCUGGUCUCCCUAACAAUGGGCUUGAUAGGAACGAUUCGCUAAGCAAUGGGGCAGGACUGGCUGCUCUAGCAGCAUUGAGAAUGCAUUCUCCUCAAACCCAAGCACCCCCACAACGCCAGUCGCAGUACGCUCGUUCCAAUUCUCUUACCUCUGCUGCGGUCUCCAGGCAGCCUGUAAGAACUAAUUCCUUAUCCCUGGGAAACGGCCGGGCCAACUCCUUAAGAACCUAUGUCUACACGCCCAAGGCGUCAUACGUUGCUGGUCAACCGACACAGGCACCACUGCCUCAGCGUCAACCACAACCUAGACUUAACUCGUUGAAUAGCAAUUCAUCGGCUCCUCCAAGACGGAACUCUCUACGUACCAAUUCUUUGAAUAGUCAAUCCUCGCUCAGGAGGCAACUGCACCAGCCGCAGCAGCAACUGUCUGGGCACCAAAAAUUCGCCAACGAUACGCUAUUUGAAGAAGAGGAUGACGAUAAUAUAGUGGGUGUUGUUACCACUACAAAGACUACCAAGGUUGUGGAUGCUCAAGGUAGAACUCAAUCAAUAACUACCGAGACGAUUAAGACACUUCCCGAUGGUUCAAAUAUUAUAGAAACAAGAACUAAAAACAUCUCUAGAUCCAAUUCAUUGAAUGCAGUGAAUAAUGGCGGUAAUAAUAACAAUGGAAGUAAUAGAGCUAGCUCAUUACUUUCCAAUCAGGCCGGGGGUUAUAACUUGAAAAAGAUAGACGAACACUUGCAUGACUUUGAUUACAGCUAUCAUGACGGAAUUACCAACAAACGUGCUCCAGAUCAAGACCCCAAUUCCAAUUUAAAUGGAGUCCAAACUAAUUUCGAAAACUCUCCACCUACCUCUCCAAUUGUGGACGGGACUAUUUCUGGAGACGGAUCUCCAAAUCCAAAGCCAUUAAGAUCUAUACUAAAAAAUAGCGCCAAAAAUGUGGAAUCAAUUCAAGAGAAGUAUGCAGAACCAGAUUCUGCAAAGCUUGCAGCAGCAGCCGCUGCUCAAGACCAUGAGCCUUCGUCAUCUCCAAGCCAGGUCGAAGAGUCUAAAUCUCCUUCUGCCGCUGCAUAUAAAGCAGCUCAAAUGCACGGUUCGCCUGUUAGUGUUACAUCAACUAAAGGAGUUCUGAGUUCUGUUGCUGCUGCUGCCGCCGCUGCUGCAUCAUUAUCUAAAAUGGUGACAUCUACUCCACUUUCGACCCAAAGUGAUAAUGAAUAUACUCCGACUGAAGAGCAAUUUAGCGAUGCACUUGAGACCCUCGAUAAAAGGAAGUCUUUUAUUGAAGUGGAAAAAUCCUUGGAUCCACGUGAAGGAACUGACUCAACACUAUCCUCCCAUCCAUAUCAAAACUUAAAGACAAAAGAGAAUGAUGCGGAAUUCAAGGUUCCAAAUUUGACUCAUGAGUCUAUUACCCCUGUGACGUUACAACCAUCUCCGGUCCUUACCACUACCAGGAAGUUCAGUAAUAGUGUUGAGCAACAGCAAACUACACCUUCAAAUAUCCCACUUUCAGCAUCCUCAUCUAUAUCAGGCUCAAUUAAAUUCAAUGAUAAAGUUGAAACUAUUGGUUAUGCUUCUUCUUAUCAGAAACCAUUACAACCCCCUCCUUCAAAAGCUAUAUCGGAAGAAGAAAUGUACGAGAGAGCACUUGAAGCUGCCAAAAUCAGGGUGUUCGGUGAGACGAAUGAAGUAAGCCCACAAAUUCAAAGGAAUUCUGUAAGGGCCCCUUCGCCUCCACAACAACAACAGACGAAAGAUAAAAGAACAAUGUCAAUCACUUCAAACCUUUCUUCACUUCUUGAUGAAGCCAGAAGGAAUAAAAAACUGAAUAUGGGUUCUCCAUCUUAUCAGCAACAAUCGCCUCCAGCACAGGUACCUCAUUUUAAUACUGACGAAGUCAUUACUGGAUCUGGUGUAAAGGACGACUACCACUAUCAAAAUCACCAUAAAGAUUUUAGUAGGCAUUCUAUGAGAGGGGCUCCACAGGGCCCUGUUGUCGAUUCCACAAGAAAGGAUAGGGCUAAGGAAGAGAAAAACUUUGCGAAGCAAAGAGCCAAAGAAGAAAAGCUUGCUAAGAAGCAAGCUUCAAAGGAUGCUGUUGAUGCAAAGAAAAAGGCAGAAAGGGAAGAAAAGCAGUCAGCUAAAACAGGAAAGAGAUCGGCAAUUUCCUUCUUCACCAAGAAGAAGGACAAACAGUCAAGCAUUUAUUCUAGCUCUUCCUUAGGAAAUGGAAGCAUUGACUAUGAAACACCUCAAGUUACGGAUACUACCGGGACUACUUUUGACUCGAUUGAUGAAACUCCUAUAAGUACUAAUCCAUUAUCAGGGAGUGAUCAACCAUUAAGAGUAAGUGAGCAACUUGCAGUUUCACUGCCCAUCACACCUGUUCCGGUACAGGUGAGAUCUACUUCUUCAUCUCCAAGAACUCCACUAGCUGGACCUGUCAUAAUUGAAGAAGAAGGCGAAGAAGGGGAAGAAGGCGACGUGGAGGAUUCUAGAGUGGAACAGCUUGUGCAGCGGAAUAAUACAGUACCACUGAACGAAGUGCAGGAAAAUGUGACUCUGUCUCCAAUGACCCCCAAAGAACAACAUAUUGUUCAUGUUCCUGAAAUAAAUGGAAAGAAACAAAAGCGGGGACUUUUCAGUAAGCUACUGGGCAAGAAGAAAUCUGAGCUUUCCAAAAAAGAAACAAUUUCGGUUUUACCUUCGAUAAAUGUGAAACCAGUCGAGCCAGAAGUAGAGAGAAAGCUAAGUGAGAAAGAGUCAUCGAUUGAAAACACUCCGGUAUCUAAUGUUGAAUUACCUGAGCCUGUGCUUAUUGAUCAGAAACUGCCAGCAGCUCCUCAAGUUAACUUAGACUCAUAUUCGGAUGAGAUUAAGAAUACUUCAUUAGAAGUAGAUCAAAUUCCCCCAUACCUUAAACUAGAGGAUGCCAAUGCAGAAAGAGUAGCUAAGUCUACAAGUAAUCCUGUUGAGGAUGCUGAGGAAGUUGUCGAACCAGCGGCGGAAUCGCUCUAUUCCGAUUCUGUACCAAAUGCAUACGAGCCAGAAGCACUCAAGAAUGAGGAGGAUUUCAAAGAGCCUCUGCCUCACCCUUCUGUAAUUGAUGUUGAAUCCAUUCAUAAAUCUAUAUCAGAAAGUAUGGAGGUAGGUGAAGUACAGAGUGAUGCUGAUGACGAGUCCAUGUUAGAUGAAUUCACCAAGAAAUUGAGAGCAGCAGCUCAAACUGUUACUAGGGAUGACGGUGAAGCUGAUGAAACAUUCGAUGAGACUUUUGAUCGUGAUGACAAUGAGGAUCUCAAUUUGGAGUAUGAUAAUGAUUUGGAAAACAAGAAUAUUCUUGGUGAAAUUUCUCCAGCUAAGGAACUGCCCAAAGAAAAUGUUGUAAUUAAAGAAACGGAGAAUAAUUAUUCUCCACCUGAUGUGAUUUACAUUCCAAAGGGAGAAGCACCCCUAUCUCCUGCCUCUGAAUUGCCGCCAGUAUUGGGUCCCGCAAUCAAAACUGUUCCUUCUUCUAAGCCUAAACCAAAACAAGAUUUGAUUAAUGGUCAAAUUAAAAAGCCUGUCCAAGAACUAGAGUCUUCCUUUGUGAAUUCUAAAUUGGUAAGUGAAGAGAAAAGCGAAGCAUCUAAUACUGAUUAUCUUAAGGACUUUGUUCCUCCCUCAGCUCCUGCCUUGAACAAUCAUAACAGUACGAGCUCUCCUGGUAGCGUUCACCGCAAUAGUUCUACAAUAGAUCCAAUAGAAGGGUCGCCUAAAUCUGUCCAAUCAACUGACAGCAGGAAGUCUAGAUUUAGACAAAAAAUACUUAAGUAUUUUGUUCAUACUUACGAGAAGUAA